Mytilus trossulus (common blue mussel) is the source of this 1440-nucleotide messenger RNA. Its product is annotated as adhesion G protein-coupled receptor E1-like. Gene Ontology annotation, biological process: cell surface receptor signaling pathway; G protein-coupled receptor signaling pathway. The transcript has 4 exons. Gene Ontology annotation, molecular function: G protein-coupled receptor activity. The record is from RefSeq and is a predicted model, not a curated record. Bases 1 to 1440 code for a protein of 479 amino acids. NCBI's taxonomy places the organism in Eukaryota, Metazoa, Mollusca, Bivalvia, Mytilida, Mytilidae. Gene Ontology annotation, cellular component: membrane.
AUGAAGAAGGAGUGCUUUAUUAUGCAUCAGAUAGAUACUCUGCCUGUUCGAAACUGUUCCCAAAAUGAAGAAAUACAUUUUGACAAGUGUAACAUGACAGGCUCAGGAUGUGUUGCUCCAAUUGAUAUUCCGGGAGUGAAAAUUCGAAACUUGUUCCAAAUUGGUCAGACAAAAACAAGUGAUGAACCAUGGGAUGUUCAAUACUGUUCUGAUGGACAGCUAUACGACAAAGUUGAGAAAAACUGUCGCGACAUCACGUGCUUUCCAGGAAGGCAUUUGAUUGGUGGAAAUUGCGACCCUUUGUUCACCGUCACCAGGAACAUAAGAUACAACUUAGAGGUCUUCAUUAGAAAUGCUGAUUCAUCAGAACAGUUUAAUGGAACAGAGAAAAUCAUAUUACGAUGGUUGGAAAAUAUUGUUAGAAAUCAUUCCAUUGGCAUAACUAGUAUGGUUAUUCUUAAAUCUGAAAUAUUUUCAAAUUUUCCAUGUUCAUUAGGUCAGUCAAAUCCAAACGUAUUUACAUAUAUCAAAUCAACCACAGAAUAUGCCCUUGAAAUAACGACAAUUGUAUGUACAUGCGUUUCUUUAUUUUGUUUGCUAGUAACUUUUAUUACCUACUGCAUUUUCCCAAUACUAAGAACCUUACCUGGUAAAAAUAAUAUGUGUCUCAUAUUUUCUCUUUUAAUUGCUCAGACAUGUUUGCAAUUCGGAACAAUUUGGACUGAUCAUAUAUUCAUCUGUAAAGCCAUAGGCAUCAUCCUUCAUGUGUUUUGGUUGGCAACAUUCGCCUGUAUGAACGUGUGUUCGUAUCAUAUGUAUUCUGUGUUUACCACUUUCAGACCAACCAGUAGUAUGUCGGAGAAUAAUGGACUCUUCUUAAGAUAUGUUUGUUAUUCAUAUGGAACACCUUUCGUUAUAGUUAUCAUUAAUAUAGCCAUUCAAAUUGUGCUGUCAGGUGGAGCAAACAUUGGUUAUGGUGGGUCGAACUGUUUUAUAUCAGAUAUUCCCCAAAUCGCUGCGUUCAUUUGUCCGGUAGGGGUCAUCUGUCUGGUAAAUAUUUGGUUAUUUGGGUUCACAGCUUACACGAUAUACACAAGACCAAUCAUUCGGAGCACCGCAAACGAUAAACAAGAUUUUUAUGUGUAUAUUAAGCUUUUCUCGCUAACCGGAAUCACGUGGAUUGGGCAAAUAGUAGACUCAUUUAUUCCAUUGUCAGUGUUUUCGUUUGUUGUGACCAUACUUACAGGUUUGCAAGGGUUAUUCAUUUUUCUAAGUUUUGUUUGUAACAAACGAGUAUACAAUUUGUUUUUGGGCAUGUGCAAAUAUAAUCAUAGCGAAAGUGUUCGAGAAAGUAUCAGAUUGUAUUCACUAUCUGAAGUUAAUUACCAUGAUAAGUAUAUCAAACGCUACCCUAUUACAAAGCCAUCAAAGAUCUCUUAA